Messenger RNA from Argentina anserina (silverweed cinquefoil), 1298 nucleotides. Its product is annotated as short-chain dehydrogenase/reductase 2b-like. The transcript is spliced from 5 exons. Gene Ontology annotation, cellular component: membrane. Bases 157 to 1062 code for a protein of 301 amino acids. The record is from RefSeq and is a predicted model, not a curated record. Lineage: Eukaryota; Viridiplantae; Streptophyta; Magnoliopsida; Rosales; Rosaceae.
CAAUCAUGACAAUAAACUAGUCUUCUUUGAUCUAUCAGGACAAAGUGUGAUCUAAAUCAGAAAUCACAGGAUUGGGGGUCAUAAAACAAAGUCAAGUUGUAUAGAAAUACAAGAAUCACAAAGCUGAAAAAAACAAGCUUUCUAAAGCCAUCAACAAUGAAAGAAUCGACAAAGAGGUAUGCGGUUGUUACAGGUUCAAAUCAGGGGAUUGGGUUUGGAACAGUUAGGCAGUUGGCCUCAAGUGGGAUUAUGACUCUGUUAACAGCUUUAGAUGAGAAGCAGGGCCUAGAAGCAGUUGAAGAAUUGAAUGAGUGUGGCUUCUCUGACCUUGUUGUUUAUCAUCAGCUUGAUGUAACAGACCAUGCUAGCGUUGCUUCACUUGCAGAUUUUGUUAAAACCCAAUUUGGGAAACUAGAUAUCUUGGUAUUAAACAAUGCAGGUGUUAGUGGAACCAUUAAAGAUCCUGACGCUUUCAGAAAUGCUGUUGCAGGUGCAGGUAUGGCCAAGGAUGGUGGAGGAAUCAACUGGAGUGAAGUAAUGACCCAAACGUAUGAUCUAGCUGAAGUAUGUGUGAAAACAAACUACUAUGGUGCAAGGGAAGUUACCAGCGCACUGCUUCCUCUUCUCCAACUAUCUGAUUCACCGAGAGUUGUCAAUGUCACUUCUAGCGUUGGGAUAUUAGAGCAUAUACCAAAUGAGUGGGCCAAAGCGGUGUUAAGUGAUGUGGAACAUCUUACAGAAGAGAGAAUAGAGGAGGUCUUAAGUGAGUUUCUAAAGGACUUCAAAGAAGAUAUGCUUGAAAUGAAAGGCUGGCCUCCUGUCCCCUCUGCCUAUACUCUCUCAAAAGCAGCCUUGACUGCAUACACAAGAAUUAUGGCCAAGAAGUACCCCAAUGUAUGCAUCAAUUGUGUUCAUCCUGGAUUUGUUAAUACAGAUUUGACCUGCAAUGCCGGCAUCCUAACAAUCGAUGAAGGUGCUACAAGUGUUGUGAGGUUGGCAAUGGCUCCAAAUGGUAGUCCUUCAGGUCUUUACUUCAAUUUACAAGAAGUUUCACCCUUUUGAGUAACAUCAACAGACCCUUUUUCAGUUUCAUGCAUAUAUGAAUCCUCGAUUAGUUCAUAAGCAAACAGCAUGUACAUCCGGUUCUGAGUUCAACUAGAAGGCUCUUAGCUAGUGCUAAACCUCUAGAUGCUGGAAACUUGUGACCAGACCAUUGUUUCAAUAAGUGUGCUCUUGUGAGAAUUUUUUUUUUCAGUGGCACAGCUACUAGAAUUUGUUGAGAUAUAAAUCUCUCAUUG